Messenger RNA from Penicillium digitatum Pd1, 5085 nucleotides. The record is from RefSeq and is a predicted model, not a curated record. NCBI's taxonomy places the organism in Eukaryota, Fungi, Ascomycota, Eurotiomycetes, Eurotiales, Aspergillaceae.
AUGGGAGAGGGCCUAUUCCAAUAUGCGGUUUUCAAGAACACUAUCCUGUACCUGGACCAAGCCCUUGCACAACUGCCCAACUUCUCGGGUGAUUGGAAGCUGCAGGAUGUUCUCACAGGUAACUGUGCAUCAGAUCUUAUUAACGUGCCUUUGGUAUCUCAGACGGUCUGCAUCGCUCUUCAAGUGGGGUUAGUGGACCUGCUUCGCUCGUGGAAGGUUGAGCCUGUCGCCGUGGCUGGCCACUCGUCGGGUGAGAUUGCCGCAGCCUACGCAGCUAGACGCAUCACCGCCGUAGAUGCCAUUAUCACAGCAUACUGUCGAUAUCAGGGCAUCUCUCACAACCCAAAGGAAGGACUAAUGCUAGCUGUUGGUCUUGAGUUGGAUGCGGUUGAGAAGUACUUGUCUAAAUUCGAGAUGAAAGUGAGGGUUGCAGCUUUCAACUCACCCAUCAGCCUGACUCUUUCCGGGGACAAAGACGCUAUAAAAGUCGUCUCUGAAAGGAUGAACGAAGACGCACUGGGUGAAGAAUGUGAGCGUAUGCUGACCGAGGGUCUUGAGCACACCCGGCGCCUGGGUAUCAUUGAGCCACAAUCCCAAUCACCCGCCGUUUCUUGGUUCUCUUCGGUGGUCCCGCACGAGAGAAUGGACAUGGUCAAAAUCAAUGCCUCAUACUGGCGAUCUAAUGUCGAGUCACCUGUUUGCUUUUGGGAGGCUACUUCUCAACUGGCUCAGAAAGUUGAUGCUAUCAUCGAAAUUGGGCCUCAUGCCGCUCUCAAGGGACCUAUUGGCCAGAUUAUGAAGAGCAUUGGCGUUGAUACGCCGUAUAUAUCCGCGCUACGGCGAGGUGAAGAUGGCCAGCUUUGUCUGCUGCAGUUGGUUGGGACCUUGUUUGGCCUCAACGCUGGGAUUGAUCUCGCAGCAGUAAAUUCCACCGACCGUGUCCAGGCAAAUAGGUCGCUCUCCUAUGUGCAUGGGUGCAUGGCAAUUGAUCUCCCCCCUUACCAGUACACAUACGGCCCUAUCCAAUACUACGAGAGUCGUAUCAGUAAGGAAAUCAGAUCACGGACGACUCUGCGUCACGAUCUCUUGGGAUCGAAACUGCCCGGAAACGCCAAACUAAAUCCUCAGUGGCGGAAUUUUCUUCGACUCAAGGACUUGCCGUGGAUGGGCGAUCACCGUCUUCUCCCUCAUCCGGUUUUCCCGGGGGCUGGAUACCUGAUGAUGGCCGUCGAAGCUGCCUCCCAGGCCUAUAUUCAGGAUUUUUCAGAACCUCUUAGCAUUACAGGUUUCUCUUUGCAGAAUGUGUCAAUCAAAUCUGCCAUGCGCAUUCCAGAAGACGAUUAUGGUGUUGAGGUUUUGCUGAGUCUGCAACUUUUGGAAUCAACUACGGCAAAGAAACCUUCGUGGAUCAGCUUUAGCAUCCGCUCUGUCGCUGAUGUUCCUCUGAACACUGCUGCGAACAGCAGUGCUGCAUUUUCUGCACCUAUUUUCCGGCUGACUUGGAAGCCAGACAUCAGGUCUAUGAGUAAUGCUCAGGCCAAGGUGCUAUUUUAUCCUCCAUCGGACAGCAUUGCAAAGACUCGGUCAGAUCUGUCCCAUCGCUCUGAGCAUAUCCGAAAUUUCCUUUUCUGGGCACAACGUCAGACGAACAAUUACAAUGAAUGGGUUGUCGAAGCCAAGGGUUUAACAAGCGCCGAAAGGCUUCUGUGUAUUGACCAGAUAUACGAGCAAAUCGAUCACUGUGCCGAUGCCAGGGUAGCUCGCCAUAUGUUCCAGAAUAUCGAGGAUGUGUUAUACGAGCGCAAGACUGGAAUGGACGUUCUUGCGCAGGACGGUUUGUUGACGGCAAUGUACGAGGAGGGGAUCAUCUUGGCGGGAGCCUAUCCUCAGGUUCGGAGGUGUUUUGACGCUAUUGGCCAUGCCACCCCUAGUCUUGAUAUCAUUGAAAUAGGAGCAGGUACAGGUGGUGCCACACGAAUCAUUCUCGAUACUCUCUCCGAGAGAGAUGGGAUUAAGCGGUACAAGAGUUACACCUUUACUAAUAUCUCCAGUGGGCUUGUGGGAGCCGCCAAAGAGAUGCUUGGAGAGGAAUACAAUGAUGUGCACUUCUCGGUUCUGAACGUGGAGCAGGAUCCACUAGAGAAUGGCUGUCAGCCUUUCUAUGAUGUUGUGGUAGCCUCAGAUUGCCUGCAUGCAACGACCAACAUUUCCCAGACUCUCUCGAACUGUCGCAAGCUGCUCAAGCCUGGUGGUAGGUUGAUUAUAGUGGAGAACACACGCACUGUCAUUGGCCACGGCCUUAUUCUGGGAACCUUAACAGGUUACUGGAGUGGCAGAUCGGAUGGUCGUGUUGACAGUCCAUUUUUGGACUCAAGCGGAUGGAAUGCAUCUCUUCUGGCAAACGGUUUUAGUGGGACAGAUCUGGUGUUGGAUGAUUACCCUCAACCGUAUACUACUGCUUGUACUUUUUUGUCUACUGUAGUUGAAGGUACCAUAUCAACGGUCCCAAGGCAGCUGACAGAUUUGAACAGCGAGGAGGUAUACUUCCUUCAUGAACAGAGAGACCCCUCUUCACUCGCAGUACAAACUUUCGCGCACUUCAAGGAAAAAGGCUUUGUUGUGAAAUCGUGCUCGUUUGAUGUUGUCACCGUCCCCCCUCACAGUCGAGUCAUCGCUUUCCUCGAUAGUGACAACCAUUUAAUCCAGAUUGACCAGCAUCGAAUGGAAAAAUUCCAAAGCCUCUUCCGCAAUGCAUCAAGCAUGAUUCUUGUCACAUACGGGGGCAUCAUCCAAGGAAAAAAUCCCAGUGCUGCUAUUUCAAUCGGUUUAUUGCGCACUAUUGGGACAGAGAAUCCCACUUCUCGGUUCCUUUCCAUCGAUGUUAAUCCCGAUAGUCCUACAGGGACUCUGGCUGGUACCAUUCUCAAACUUGAAUCAUCUUUACAAACCCCCAGCUCUCUGUAUUAUGGGGAUGACAACGAAUUUGUGUGGCAGGAUGAAUGUCUAUGGGUCAGUCGCCUGGUGCCCGACCCGGGACUGAAGGAUCAGCUUGAAUUAGCUGAGUUGCCACCGGCACGCGCAAAACCACUUUGCUUUGAUAAUCACGGUCCUGUACGUGCGGACUUUGAGACCCCCGGUCUCUUGACUUCGCUUUACUUCAAGCCUUGUGAGGAUAUGUGGAAGCCUCUCCCAGAUGACUGGGUGGAAAUUAAGGUGGCUGCCGUGGGUUUGAAUUGGAAAGACCUCGCCAUCUCCGCCGGUCGAUUUGAUAUGAACACCCUAUCGUCUGAGUAUUCUGGCAUAGUCUAUCGUGUAGGAUCCGCAGUCACCAAUAUCUCUGUCGGCGAUCGAGUGUAUGGUCUUGGAAAGGGCCAUUUUGGUAAUUACGUGCGCGUCCACGCCGCUACAGCCCAGCACCUGCACCCUGAAGACGACUUGUUGAAAAUGGCCACCAUGCCACUGGUAUACAUGACAGUGGUCUACGGAUUCUCUUACGCUACGAAGCUAAAAAGGGGGGAGAAACUUCUCAUCCAGUCCGCCACUGGUGGUCUGGGAAUGGCGGCUAUUCAAUUAGCACAGUCGAUAGGUGCUGAGGUUUUCGCCACAGUAGGCACUGCAGACAAAGCGAAGUAUCUCGCAGAAGUGUUCAGAAUUCCCGCUUCUAGGAUCUUUUCAUCUCGAGCCACCGCCGAUUUUCCCAAGAUGACAGACGCAACUGGGGGUCGUGGAUUUAAUGUUAUUCUCAGCACAUCCCAAGGUGACAUGUUACAUGAGUCCAUCAAGGCUCUUGCUCCGCUCGGCCGAAUCAUAGAUGUUGGACGAGUCGAUGUACAAAAUUCCAUGACCCUCAAUCUGGCCCUGUUUCAAAAGAGCGCCACCUUCUCCUCGUUUGACCUCGGAGUCAUCGUGGAGGCUCAGCCUGAAAUGAGCCAAAUCCUGAUGCAGUCAGUCGAUGAACAUUUCCGUGCUGGGAACAUUGCGCCUAUUCCGGCCAUCUUGGCCUCGAAUGUGUCGGAGCUGGAUCAAACACUGCUGGGCUUUUCCAAGGGCACUCACAUCGGAAAGCUGGUCGUCAACUUCCAAACACCUGAUUCAUUGGUCAAGAUGGUUCCUCCGGAUCUAUCUUUCGACAAAUUGACCCCAUGCAAAUGGAAUUUGGGUCUUUCUGCCAAGGUAUUAGGCACCCAAAAUCUUCAUGAAGCGACUAAAUCUCUGCCCUUGGACUUCUUCGUUAUGACGACUUCUCUUGAAUCCGUCCUCGCCCUUGCAACUCAAAGCGCCUACACGGCGGCCAACAACUUCCAGGAAGUGUUUGCACGAUACCGCCGCAGUCAGGGACUGCCCGCUUCCACUGCAUCGUUCGGUUUGAUCACAGAUGUCGGCCAUCUCAGCACUAAUAUCACUACUAUCAAUCUGAUGGCUCGUAACAAGGUGCUCGGAAUCACAGAGUAUCAGUUUCUGCGCCUGUUGGAGCCAGCCUUUCUCAACAAUAACCCUUUUCCAGUUCAGAAAAGCAAAGGAGGCCGAGAUUCCUGGAUCGGGGCAUCUGAUGACCCUCUCUCCGCUGGCAGCACGGUCACCUGUCUCGAUCCCGCUCUUCUGGCAGCCAAGAAGAUAGAUGAAUUGGCUAGCUCCGCUGGCGGGCCGGGUAAUAUUCGUCCAAAAUGGUACACUGACGCGCGCGUCUCCUUGGUUAUGCGUGCAUUCGAAGAUGCGGAGCGCCACCACAAUGACAAAAGUGCCAACAAUGCCAACAACAAUGCAGGUGGAAUUCUACGGGAUGACUUUGAAGCUGCCAUCAACGGUUCUGUUGGCCGCAGCAAGGUGGAGGAGAUGGUUACCGGAGCAAUCCAAAACACCGUCGCGGAGAUGUUGUUUAUCGACGCCUCGGGGGUGGAUCCGACAAGGACGGUUUCUGAGUAUGGUGUCGAUAGUUUGAUCGCGGCCGAACUCCGGAAUUGGCUCAAUACGAGCUUCAUGGCGGAUAUCAGCAUGCUGGAUUUGCUGGAAACGCGCAUGAGCAUGAAGGCUUUGGCAAAAAUUGUGGUCGAUGCAGCAUUUUCAAAGAAGUCAACUUUGACAUGA